AUGGGCCAUCAAGUGAGCGCGAUAUUCACGGGGUUAGGCAGGUUCUUCGAAUAUCCCGUGAAGAGGAAACCGAUCUGCUUUUACAGGCAAGAGGACUUCACUGCAACGGGGGAACCGGUGAAGAAAGCCACCGCAGUGGACACGCACCCGCAGACCGACUAUGACAAGCUGGUCGACUUGUUCUACAAGCGAUUGGCUGAACAGCGCCAGUACAACCAAGAGAUGAAAGACCAGGACCGGCGGUGGAGUAUGCAGAAGGUGGUGCAGCGGUUCCCGGGGUGGAACGAGGUCACCAUCGCCAACCUGCACAGCCUGUUCCUGCUGUUCGACAACCAGACCAACGGCAUGCUUGGUUUCGACGACUUUGGGGCUGUGCUGGAGAGCUUGGGUGACGAGAGUUCCAUGGAGACUCGCAAGGAGAAGUUCACGGCCGCCGACACUGACAACGACGGAUGGAUCACCUACGACGAAUUUCUAUCGUUGGUAUACAACUUCAGCGCUCCAGAGGGCACCCGACUGACGGGGCUGGCAGCGCUCUGCAACGAGGUUGCAGAGAACAUACAGUUCGUGUCCAACCUCACUGUGGGCGAACAGCUCGAAUACGGACUGUUCUAA
Molecule: messenger RNA, 615 nt
Organism: Pectinophora gossypiella (pink bollworm)
Lineage: Eukaryota; Metazoa; Arthropoda; Insecta; Lepidoptera; Gelechiidae
Exons: 5
Coding region: 1-615 (204 amino acids)
Molecular function (GO): calcium ion binding
Source: RefSeq, a predicted model, not a curated record